Molecule: messenger RNA, 1119 nt
Organism: Neoarius graeffei (lesser salmon catfish)
Lineage: Eukaryota; Metazoa; Chordata; Actinopteri; Siluriformes; Ariidae
Product: E3 ubiquitin/ISG15 ligase TRIM25-like
Exons: 3
Coding region: 93-1040 (315 amino acids)
Molecular function (GO): zinc ion binding
Source: RefSeq, a predicted model, not a curated record
ACAGAACCAGGAAGUAACUCCUCAUUUCAGAGAAAACAAAACUGAUCUCUCUCUCUCUCUCUCUCUCUCUCUCUCGGUGUGAUUUCAGGAAAAUGGCCAAGGCCAGUAUUUCAGUAGAUCAGCUUUCUGUGGACCAGUUCAUGUGUCCAGUGUGUCUGGAUCUCCUGAAGGAUCCGGUGACUAUCCUCUGUGGUCACAGUUUCUGUAAGGUGUGUAUUAAUGGCUGCUGGGAUCAGGAGGAUCAGAAGGGCGUCUACAGCUGUCCUCAGUGCAGAGACACUUUCACGACAAGGCCUGUUCUACGCAGAAACAACAUGCUGGAUGAAGUGGUGGAGAAACUGAAGAAGACUGAAGUCCAAGCUGCUUCUCCUGCUCACUGUUACGCUGGACCUGGAGAUGUGGAGUGUGAUUUCUGCACCGGGAGAAAACACAAAGCCAUCAAGUCCUGUCUGAUGUGUUUGGCUUCUUAUUGUGAAACUCAUCUGAAACCUCAUCUCGAACGUCCUGCUUUGAAAAAACACACAUUAAUUGAAGCCUCAGCAAAACUCCAAGAGAAGAUCUGCUCUGAACAUGAUGAAGUGCUGAAAGUCUACUGUCGUACUGAUCAAACCUGCAUCUGUUAUUUGUGUAUGAUGGAUCAUCACAAAGGUCACGACACCGUCACAGUCGCAGCAGAAAGAGCUGAGAAACAGAGUGAGUUAAAGGAGGAGCAGAUGAAAUCCCAGCAGAGAAUCCAGGAGAAGCAGAAGAAGAUGCAGGAGCUGAAACAGGCUGUGAACACUAUAAAGCUCAGUGCACAGACAGCAGUGGAGGACAGUGAGAGGAUCUUUACUGAGCUGAUCAGCUCCAUGGAGAAAAAGCGCUGGGAGGUGACGGAGCUGAUCAGAGAUCAGGAGAAGGCUGAACUGAGUCGAGCUGAACGACUCCUGGAGCAACUGGAGCAGGAGAUUGCUGAUCUUCAGAGGAGAGUCACUGAGCUGGAGCAGCUUUCACACACACACGAUCACAUCCAUUUCCUCCAGGUAACACUCACUGUCUGAUCUACAGAGCCAGCUGUUCCUCACACACUCUCUAAAACACCUCUCAUUAAGGGAACAAUAAAUGUCCCUGUCUGACAUC